Molecule: messenger RNA, 911 nt
Organism: Haliotis rubra (blacklip abalone)
Lineage: Eukaryota; Metazoa; Mollusca; Gastropoda; Lepetellida; Haliotidae
Product: palmitoyl-protein thioesterase 1-like
Exons: 10
Biological process (GO): protein depalmitoylation; receptor-mediated endocytosis
Cellular component (GO): lysosome
Molecular function (GO): palmitoyl-(protein) hydrolase activity
Source: RefSeq, a predicted model, not a curated record
AUGGCGGCGUAUUUCGAUAUGAUAGUUUGUUUCGCUGCUGUGGUAUUUUUGGGUUCGUGUGCAGCACAUACACCUGUUGUGAUGUGGCAUGGAAUGGGGGACAGUUGUUGUGACCCGCUGAGUUUGGGUGACACAAAGGGUCUCAUUGAGAGAACCAUGGAUGGUGUCUAUGUCAAGUCCUUAAAAAUAGGCAGAGAUGUUGAGGAAGACAUAGCGAAUGGAUUCCUCAUGAAUGUCAACAAGCAGAUUGACAUGGCCUGCCAGCAGUUGGCUGGUGACGAGAAGCUGUCUAAUGGCUACAACGCUAUUGGAUUCUCCCAGGGAGCACUGUUCAUGUAAGGCCAUCGCUCAAAAUGUCCAACUCCCCCAAUGCUCAACCUGAUUUCAGUUGGAGGACAACACCAAGGUGUGAAUGGCCUCCCCAAGUGCCUAGGAGACAAUGACAGAAUAUGUACCAUGGCCCAGCACCUACUCAACAUCGAACCAUAUGCUGCAUUUAUACAAGACCACCUGGUGCCAGCACAAUACUGGCAUGAACCUCUCAAAGAAAAAGAAUAUCGAGCCAAGAGUGUCUUCCUUGCUGACAUCAACCAGGAGCGACCGACCAAGAACAUGACAUACAAGGAGAACCUGCUGAAGCUGAAGAACAUGGUGCUGGUGAUGUUCCUGCACGACACCAUGGUGCAGCCCAAGGAGAGUGAGUGGUUUGGGUUCUACGCCCCAGGGCAGACUCAAGAGCUAUACAACAUGACACAGAGUGACCUCUACAAGAAUGACUACCUUGGUCUGAAGACGCUGUACGAGAGUGGCCGCAUCACCUUCCUGUCCUGGGAUUCAGACCAUCUCCGGUUCACAAACGAAUGGUUCAUCAACAGCAUCAUCAGAAGAUUCCUGAUGUAGACUUCUUUCAU